UGACGUCAGAUUGUGUGAGUCGGGGCUGGGCUGGGAAACAGUAGCUGUUGGAAAAAACAUGUAACGGUGCAAGGUACGCUGCACCUUCUCACGACAUUCCUUACUGAGACCCAGUUCACCUAACGAGACAAACUCCUAUCUAUCAUAUUGUGACUGUGUCAGGUGGUGGGGAAGGCCUAAUCCCUCAUCUUCAAUAGGCCCCCCCGCCAGCCACGGACAAACAAGGAGCCAUGAGUACAUCAGGCAAAGCCAGUGGGCUAAAACCCCCCAGUAAAAUAGUCCGUCCCUCCGGCGUUCCAUCACGGACAUCACCGUCAUCUGGUACCUCAAAGCCAGUUCCUCCUGAAAAGUCCCCUGGCAGUGUGACCUCACCAGUCCAAGAUGGAAACACAGACUUUAAAAUUGGAGAGAGAGUCUGGGUCAACGGCAACAAGCCUGGCUAUGUGCACUUUGUUGGAGGGACGCAGUUUGCUCCCGGCCAGUGGGCAGGCAUUGUGCUGGACGAGUCGAUCGGGAAAAACGAUGGCUCUGUGGCAGGGGUCCGGUACUUCCAGUGUGAGGAUGGACGGGGGAUAUUCACGCGGCCUUCAAAGCUCUCCAGAACAGCACUGCCAGAGAAGGAGACGAAUGGGGGCCGUGCCAGUCCAGCACAAGGAGUCUCUGCAACAAGCGAGACAGCACCUGCUGGCACUACUUCAGCUACUCCAGGCACUGGCAUUAAGACAGGUGGAGCACUUAACCGGAUCCUGACAUCCAGCGAGUCAGUGUCCAACCUCUCCGACCCAGAUUCCACGAAGAAGAACAGAAGGGAACUAAGGCUGGGAGACCGAGUGUUGGUUGGUGGUACCAAGGCAGGAGUGGUAAGGUUUCUUGGAGAGACAGACUUUGCUAAGGGAGACUGGUGUGGAGUCGAACUAGAUGAACCUCUAGGCAAGAAUGAUGGCGCUGUAGCUGGAACCAGGUACUUCCAGUGCAUGCCCAGGUAUGGCCUGUUUGCUCCAGUUCACAAGGUGACCCGAAUUGGCUUCCCCUGUACCACCCCUACCAAGGCAAAGAGCUCACGGAGGAGGUCCACUCUCAAAAGAAGCCCCAGCGCUUCCUCCAUCAGCUCCAUCAGCUCUGCCACCUCCUCAAUCAGUGGGAAACCCAGCCGAGCAGGACUGCUGACAGAGACGUCAGCUCGGUACGCUCGUAAGAUUUCAGGCACCACAGCCCUGCAGGAGGCUCUGAAGGAGAAGCAGCAGCACAUCGAGCAGCUGCUGGCAGAGAGGGACCUGGAGAGGUGCGAGAUGGCAAAAGCAACCAGCCAUGCAGGAGAGGUGCAGCAGGAGCUGACUCUGCUGAGGAAAUGCCGGGAUCAGUACGCACUGGAGAUGGAGGCCAAGAUGGAUCAGCUGCGGUCGAUGGUAGAAGCAGCAGAUAGAGACAAAGUGGAGCUGCUCAACCAGCUAGAGGAGGAGAAGAGGAAAGUGGAGGACCUACAGUUUCGAGUAGAAGAGGCAUGCAUCACCAAGGGAGACCUCGAGACGCAGACCAGGCUGGAGCAUGCCCACAUAAAGGAGCUUGAGCAGAGCCUGCUCUUUGAAAAGACCAAAGCUGAAAAACUCCAGAGGGAUUUAGAGGACACUAGGGUGGCCACAGUGUCUGAGCGCUCCAGGAUAAUGGAGCUAGAGAGGGAGGUGGCAGAUCUCCAGCUCAGGCUCCGGGCGUCCCAGCAGAAGGAGGAUGCUGUGUCUCUGUCACAGCAACAAAUCAGCAGCCUCAAGGCACAGGUUCAGUCUCAGGAGAAGAAGAUCAGUGAGCUGAGUGUUGACCUGGAGAGCAAACAGAAAGAGCUUCAGUCUGUACAGCAGGAUAAGACGUCUUUGGAAGAACAGCUAACCAGUCUGAGAGAAAAGCUUGAGACAGCUGAGGAGGAGAACAGGAAGGCAGCAAAGACGAUGCAAGGAUUGGAGCAGAUUGUGGAGUGUUCGACGAAAGACUACCAGACACUGAAAGAGGAGAAUCAGUCCAGGGAGAAAGAGCUAAGAGCCCAGCUGACACAGGCCACUGAAAAGUCAGAGAGGUUGGCCCUUUCGCUGGAGCAGUUGACCCUUGACAAUAGAACACUGGAGACACAGCUUGAGGCUUUGAAACAGCAGAACUCCAAAUAUCAGGAAGAGCUCAGUCUCUCAAAAGAGCGGAGCAGCUCAGAAAACCAGCGUAUUGGCAUCCUCUGCAAGGAAAUUGAGGAGCUGAAGCUGGCAUCCCACAAGUCUCAGCAUCCUGAUGAGCACAACGAGGAUCGCAGCAGUCAACAGCCAGACAUGAAGACCAGAGAAACUGUCUCAAAUGUGGAAUCAGAGGGGGACACAAACUUCCAGAAAUCCACUGGAGCCUUAAUCUCAGACAAAGACCGGGAAUUAGAAACUCUGAGGAAUGAGAUCGCGGUGCUGCGAGGAGAAAACGCCAUGGCCAAGACCCUGCAGUCGGCCGUGGAAACGCUAGAGAGAGACAAAGCUCAGCUGCAGAGCCGCGUUCACAGUCUAGAGCAAAGGCUUAUGGGAGCACAAGCCUUGGAGGAAGGAGACAAGGAACUCCCACCCUCUGGUGAUGCAGCUCUGGAGCAGCUGAGGGAAGAGAAGGAGUUUGCAGAGGGACAGAUCAACUUCUUGAAUAGUGUGAUUGUGGACCUGCAGCGGAAGAACGAGGAGCUGAAGAUCAAAUUGAAGAAGCUUGCUUUGUCUGAGUUCAAUGGUAACGACGGGACUGAUGGGUUUGAUGAAGGCAUAUCAAAGCGAGAGAAGAAGGCAACCCCGCGUCUCUUCUGUGACAUCUGUGACUGCUUUGACCUCCACGACACAGAGGACUGCCCCACUCAGGCUCAGAGCCCUGACUCUGUACCUCACACCACCUACCAUGGCAACCCUGCCGUUGAAAGGCCCUACUGUGAUAUCUGCGAGGCCUUCGGACAUGCCACAGAGUCCUGCAAUGAUGAUCAGACCUUCUAGAGGCUCCAGGUGUUUUAUUCUCCUUCCCCUUCCUUUUGCUUCCUCCCCAUAAAAACUGCAGUGACCACCUUUUCCUCUCCUGUUCUUUUUCCCACAGUCCAACCCAACAUGUCUGAAUAUAGCCACUGCAAAUUUUUCCAUAAUGUAUUUUUAUACCGUAUUUAUGCAUAUCACAAGUAGCCACUGUCCUGGUCUGAAUCCUUUACUCUGCAGCUCCAUUCUGUGUCAUGAGGAAUGCUCGUCCAAAUACUGUAUGCUGCUUUGGUGCAAUAUUGAUGUUUAUAACAAAAGGAAUCUGUCCUCUGCACUUGUCAUUUUUAAUGUUUGUUUUGCAUUUCAGUUUCUCUAAAAUAACUGAAUUUGUUGAUGGUCAGCAAAGGGAAGCACAGUUGAAUGAAGGGAAGAUGAAGCACCUCUCCACUCUGUUUCACAUCGCUCAGUGUGAAGCUAGAAACCAAUCAGACUGAUGCUGCCAUAACAUUUUUUUUAUGUUUUAAUGCAAUAUUUUGUAAAGCCCUUUUAAUAAAAAAGGGAAAAAUAUUUUGGGAAAAGUAAUUAUAAUAAUAAAACUGAAGAAGUUGUAAUAUUUUGGUGGAAAUAUAGGUAAAACAAGAAAAAAAAAAAAACAUGCACAUCCUCACCACUAUAUGGGGCAGGUGCCCAGCUGAAGAAAUACAUAAAUACAAAAAAGGAUUAACAGCUGGCGUACUGCAGAACUCCAGUUUUAUUUAUUUAUUGCAUAUUAAUAGUGUGUGCUUUUUAGCAUACAUGCUCUUCAUCACACAGUGAAACAGUUCAGUGCCAUCUUAAAUCACCUGUGAUUAUGCUGCCAUCAGGUUACUUUGCCAUCAUCAAGUAUAAGCAAACUUUUAACGUGGCUCUCUUCAUAAUUAGAUGCAAUAAAUGUAAUUGUUAAACAAAUUUCCCACCUGUGGGACUAAUAAAGGCCAUCUUAUCUUAUCUUAUCUUAUUAAAUGGCCCAAAGCUCAAAGCACAACAACACAUGAAUCCUUGAAAAAUAGUUCAAAAUGAUCGAACAUGGUAAUGCAAGGAAUUGUGAAAAAGUAAGAAUGUCCAUUUCUGAAGUGUGUAUGAGCUGGAUUCAUUUUUUUUCAAUAUUAAGACUUUGCCGUUAAGCUGCAUAUGAGUGAAAUCCACAUUCCUACUUUGACAAGGAAAAGCAGACAAAUUUUCCUCAACACUUUGUUUCAACUGCACGUAUUAAAAUAGACAUUUGGAAUAUUAUUACUAAAUUCUUAUAAUGGUAAUUAUCAUAGUUAGUAUUCUAAAAAUACUGCAUCACUGUAAAACCUAAUUUGUUUGUUCUCAGAAUAUUACAACUUUUUCAAUAAAACAUUUGGCUUUAUUAUUUAAAAUGUUCUACAGACAUUUUUAAUGAAGGGAUUUCUUUUUUCUUAAAUAAUUUAUUUUCAUAAUAUUGCGUGUAUUUUCAAAAUGUUACGGCACGUUUUUUUCUUAGACUGUUGCAUUUAUUUUAUCAAAUUAAUAUUAUAUUAUAAUAGUAAGAUAUUUUUUCUUAACUUUAUUCUCAUAUUCUCACACGACCCCUUAUUCUCAAAACAUGAUCACUUUUAUCAUAAAAUGUUAUGACUUAUUUCUUGUAAUAUUUCAUAUUUUUUCUUAAAUUUGUCACAGAUUUCCAAUUAAAAUAGUUCAGUUAAAUAUUUAAAAUUUUUUUGACUUAAUUUGUUUAAACAAAUUUAGCAACCUAAGUUCUAGUAAUAACCUAAAUGCUGAAAAUGUAAAUAUUUUCUGAUAUGGAUAUAGUUCAAUCUUGACCUUGGAAAUGGUACUUUCCAAAAAAUAAUAAUUUCAGGUCCUUUUUUCAAAGCAUGGGUUUACCUUCACACUUACUUUUUUCAGUAUAAAGUUUCUUUGCUUAACUAAAUAACACAAUUCUGUCUGUUUAGUAACUGCUUCUGAGCUUUUCAUUAUGAUCUCACAUUGUUCUUAUUUCUAAGAGCUUCUUAAGGACCAUUUCCUGAGAUGCAUAAAAGUUUACGAUUUAAAAGUUGCCUGCAAUAUUGUGACGAAUGGGGAACUUAAUCAAAAGUUACUAAACACCAACUAACCAGAUCUCAUGGUUAGGUUUCAACAGCUUUUUCCAACAUCAGGAACAAACACAUUUUCCUGUUUAGUCUCCCACAGGUUGAUAUGUUUCAAACAAUCCAGUAGAAGGUUACUGAGGGUUAAUAAUGAAGUUGCAUUUUGUUAUUUAUUGUAUGAUCUUUUAUUAGCCAGUGACACCCUUAAGGGAAAAUAAGCUAGCACUGAUUGAAGGUGUAUAGUCUGUACUAGGACUACUGUAGUAUAGGUGGGCUUUUGAAAUGCAUCUGCCUCAUGUUACAGAAAACUGCCCAAAUGAAACUCCAGAAGCCUCUACUAACUUUGAUAGCUUUGCACUAUCCACUUUAAAGAUUCAGUAAAUGUACGUUUUCUUCUCAAAGUAUUUAAUAGUUAUUUUUUCAAGGAGGACAGUGCCGAUCAUUGAGCACUAAUUUUCAUGCCGACCUCUUUAAAGGUACUUUUUGCAAUCUCCCUCUCCACCAUUUAAGGAAAACUUACAGCACCAAGGUGCAGUGUUUGAUCAGGAGGUGUGUUGAAAAUAAGAAUGUGCUCUUAGUUACUUGCUUGGUUAAAUGUAGGUUACACUGGGUACCCCUACAAAUAGCAUUUUUGAGCAGGGGACCAUAUACUGAGGCCUGGGUUUGAGUCUGCUUUCCUGUCUAUUCUCUAUAGUGUACUAUCUAAUAGGCUGAAAAUGCCCAAAAUAGAGUUGUAGGUUACACUGACUUGCUACACCACCUUGUUGUGGAAAUUGGUAUUACACAUAGUGUAGUCCAGCCCUGCUUAAACUUUAGUUGUCUCUUGAAGAUGAGAAUGAUUUUUAAAAAGGAAUUUGCAACAAGUACCUUUAAAGCAAAAGUUUGACAUUUUAGUAAUUUUGCUUUUUCGCUUCGAGAGUUUAAUGACACUGACUACUAAAGUCUAUUCCAUGUUAAAAGUCACAAUACAACUGGAGUUUGUCAAAUGAAUAUACAUCAUUAUUUAAAGUUACCUUAUGAAUGCCACCUUAUUAUACACUAAAAACAUUUACUGUGAACAUGGUUAUCACAGAGCAUGUGUAACUCCUGUAUAACCUGGUUUCUUACAAAAUAAUAAUAACCUCAAAAUACAUAAUUAAAGCACAUGUUGGCACAUAUAUAGAAAUUAAAAGUAAUCCUAACAUCUGGUGGAUUUUGUAAUUAUAAGCACAAUAAACAAAGUGAUAUGGUAGUACUGUAUGGAUUUCAAUGUAUUGCUAAAGUGCGGUCAGCUUAAAGCUACACCAGGUUAGCUUAGCACAUAUUGAAGAAAUAUUGGGAAGCAUUAUAAAUAAUCUGUUGAAAAUAAAACAAAUUGCCUUUUUUAAAAAAAAAAUAAUUUUGUACUAUUUAAAGCAACAUGAUCAUAUAACUGCUUGUGAGCUUUAGCGGUGCUACUACAAGAAUGUUAGCUGGUUAAAUUCUUUCAUAACCAGCUGCCAGCUGUAUCCUUUAAAGCUGGCAGAAAGCGACUAAGUGAAUUACCUAAAUUGCCAAACUAUUUCUUUAAAUUAACCCUGUAUAGCAGUUUUUAUUUGAUGUAUCUUAUACUAAAGCACAAUUUUGGAUCAUAUUGAAUCUUCCAGUGUAACAGUGUAUAAUACAUGACUAACCACUGACCCUAGUUUUUGUAAAUACUAAUGAGAAGUUUCCUUUUGCUAAAUGUGUACACAGUGCCAUGGAACAAAAAGAUAGCUUUUGUGUGUACAUCUUAUUUUUUUUUUUUUGCCCUGUUGACAAGGCUGACAUUCUAUAAGGAGGUUUUCACUCAAGGGGAAAAAUAUUUGUAUAGACUUUAAAACAUUGUUAUAAGUGAUGAGUCUAAUUAUUAGUGUAAUGUUUUAUAUGUAACAAUUUCAGGCACCAUCUAUAAAUGGUUUCAAACCGUUUUACAGAUGUUGAUGUGGUGGAAAAUGUCACUGUUUUCUAUGUGCUGUAUACUCCUGAACAGUCCAAUAGAAAUGCUAAGAAAAGAAAA
Molecule: messenger RNA, 7073 nt
Organism: Oreochromis niloticus (Nile tilapia)
Lineage: Eukaryota; Metazoa; Chordata; Actinopteri; Cichliformes; Cichlidae
Gene: clip1b
Product: CAP-GLY domain containing linker protein 1b
Exons: 23
Coding region: 231-2990 (919 amino acids)
Biological process (GO): cytoplasmic microtubule organization; positive regulation of microtubule polymerization
Cellular component (GO): microtubule plus-end; cell cortex; nucleus
Molecular function (GO): microtubule plus-end binding
Source: RefSeq, a predicted model, not a curated record